This is a messenger RNA of Sycon ciliatum, 2562 nucleotides long. RefSeq lists its product as uncharacterized. The transcript is spliced from 5 exons. The coding region runs from base 178 to 1686 and encodes 502 amino acids. The record is from RefSeq and is a predicted model, not a curated record. NCBI's taxonomy places the organism in Eukaryota, Metazoa, Porifera, Calcarea, Leucosolenida, Sycettidae.
GAAAAAAUUUCGGCUUUCCCGCCGUAGCCUUUGCGUACCUGACAUGAUUGUAUUCUCCUCCACUGGCCUUUGCCUGAAUGCAGGGAGUUAGAACAGUGAAAAUAUCCGAUCAGUAUCACAGUCAUAAUCUACAGACAAGCGAUUUAGGAGGCGCUCGAGGAUUGAGUAAAUAUUAUUAUGUCAGGGGCCGCAGCUACCGGCGGGGAGGAGAAGGUCUUCAAUGCCGAAGAUAGGAGGGUUCGAGUCCUGAAUCCUAGGAAAACUCCCGCCGGGGCCGGGGGUCACCCAGUUCACGCCUCCAUUUUCCAAGUACGUUCAGCGUGCCAAGCUUGCAACCAGGUAGCGCCUGCCACGUGCUUCAUGGUCGAACAGCUCAACAAAGGCGCUCAUCCCUGCUACUAUUUCACGACUGCCGCACACGUUAUUUGUUGCAGCGAUUGUGGAGAGUAUUGUUGGAUUCAGAUUGUGUACGAAUGGGAUCCCAAGGAUUCCAAACCCAGUAGCACGUUCCUGCCGGAUGAAACCUUUGUCGAGGAAAACAAUGACCGAGGAUGGCUGCGGGUGCCCGAAGACUACGUAAAGAACUGCGGAGAAGGCAAGGGAGACUGGGAUCGCUAUCUGUAUGAUUAUGGCAUUAUUGCUCUGCGCAAGGACAACUUGGAACAGAGACUAAAGGAUGAGCUUGACAAGCUGAGCGGUGCAAAUGCAAUGGUGCGCAAACCAAUGGCUCAACAGCCGCGUAUGGAGUCUGUUGACCAGGCGUUCCUGUGUGGGUUUCCUGGAGAGGUCAAAAAAGAGGCGGUGCGAGGUCACAUGUACUGGAUGCCCGUUGACAAAGCCAAGAAAGCUGAACCGCUACUGCAUGACAUCGGCUUUAAAAAGCGCAGAGGCCAGGAGAGAGAGACAUCGGCACUGUUUGCCAUGCCGCAACGUCAUACGAAUGACGGUGACGGCGACGGAAACAACAAAAGCAGCAGCAACCAGGAUCUUGUUGUCAAGCGACUCUACCGUCACUACAUUGAAUCAAGCGGUGGACAGAGCGGCUCGCCCAUAUACUCCUACAACGAUGAAGAAAAGGAGUACGUCGUUUACGGCAUUCAUGCCGGAUACUGGCGCUUUGACGAUGCCAAGUCAAAUUUGUACUGCAAUGUAGCAGUGCGGAUCCAGGAGGUCUACAAAGACAUGAGUGAGUGGAUCGAACGGAAGGAGGCCGACAAGCACACUGCCAAGCCAGCUCAGAAACAUUCCACAGAAAGAUUCGUUGAGAAGAAACAACCUAGCUAUCUGUUUGGCACUGGAAUCGAAGGAAUGAAGAAAUCGAAGUCAGGAACUGAGGAUGCCGGUAAACCUGACGAAGAUGAGGACGAAAAUUCGUACGGCGACCCAUUCAAACAAAGUGCCUUUAUAACCCAUAUCUCACCUUGGCUGGGCGCAUUACCAGCAGGAACAUUUCGUAAAAUGGCGCAAGGGGCCGGGUUCUUUGCCGAUCUGGAGCAGAUAGACGACUUGAAGAGGAUUGAGAGACGAGAUGGACCACGCGCUCACAACGAAGAGUUGGUCAACAUUGUAAGCAGCGAGGAACAGGCUGGCUACAUCAAGCUGGUGAAGAUCAUCAAACGCUGGUGUAAAUAUCCCGACAAGGUCGACAAGAUGAACCAGCUUCUGCCACGACGGGCCCGUGUGUAAACGAUGGAGGUUUCAAGCACUUCACUCAGCAAGUGCUGGUUCUCUCUAUCUCUCUCUCUCUCUCUCUCUCUCUCUCUCUCUCUCUCUCUCUCUCUCUCUCUCUCUCUCUCUCUCUCUCUCUCUCUCUCUCUCUCUCUCUCCGUGGUGUGUUCUCUAUAUUACUGACUGGCUAUGCUGUUCAUCAAAUCCAUUCUUCCUUAGUCAUUUUUACCAAAUUGUAGCAGCAUUAUGUUAUGCUUGAUCGCUACCGCACUAAAUAUUUCCUUCCUCUAUAUAAAUGUACUCGCCCCCCCCCCCCCUCACCACCCUUUGUCCCUACUCCUCCCCAGUUUUUGGUGCACUGAAGUGUCGCUGAAGCCGAGACCUCAGGUCGGCGGAGAUGCUCCAGUUUCACCACCACAGUUGCGUCUGCAACCACCUCUAUCAUGCAGUAUUCUGUUCUGGAGGUUCGUGGUUUCUCGUAAAAAAAAAAGAACUAGUCCAGUAGGUUAGACAGUAAAGACAGCUAAUUGUAGAGGACCACACCAGGUUACUUUGCCCGUUGCAGAAUUACUACUUAUAGUCAUGCAGAUACUUGAAACUUUUCUUUUUAAUUUUAUGAAUGCAUAAUAUUGGAAUAUUUUCAUUAUGCCGAGGUAUACCGAGUAGGUUAGACUAUUUUAGUGAUAUAAAAUAUUUUUGAUCAAGUUCCUUCUUUUCGAAAUUCCAGUCACUUAUACAAUGUCAUGUACAUACACAAUUAUUACAAAACGUAAUUUUAAGUUUGCGCUUUCAGAAUUUCAUUUUCACUUCAAUACUGUAACAGUGCCAUGAUUUCAGUACCAUUGGUAGUGGGUCACAUGUUGUACAAACUCUAAAACAAACAUUUUCUUCUCA